AUGAGGAACGUGCUGCAGAAGGCGAUGCUCCUUGAGUUUAUAAACGCCAGAGUUCUGCGCGGAGAUGAGCUGGUCGCAGAGUCGGUUUUCGUGCGGGACGGCCGCUUCGUAUCGGCGGUUGCCGCGGAAGACACAUCUACACGACGCACAAUCGACUGUAGCGGUAAGAUCAUUUGUCCCGGUUUCAUCGACAUACAAAAUAACGGCGCGUUCGGCGAGGACUUUUCGCAAGCCGAAGACCUGCCGCUGAGCAUCUCGAAGUGCGGGAAGUUGUUGGUGCGCACGGGCUGCACGUCAUUCUGUCCGACGCUGAUCACGAGCUGUCCGACGUUUUACAAGCGUGUGCUCCCGCAAGUAAAGAUUCAAACGCGCAACGACGUUGGCUGCGCAAACAUGCUGGGGCUGCACCUAGAGGGGCCGAUGAUACAUGUGAAAAAGUCAGGCUGCCAUCCGGUCGAGCUAAUCACUGACAAAGGCGCGCUGGCUUCGCGCGCAGAAGCUGAAAAGCUUCUCAGCGCAGUGUACGGCGACAACUUGGACGCCGUCUCUAUCAUAACGCUGGACGCGUCGACGGCCGGCUGCGAGCACCUCGUCGACGCCAUCGUUGAGCGCGGCAUCAUUGCCAAUCUGGGUCACUCCGUCUGCACCUACGCACAGGGAGAGCGCAUGCUGGCGCAUGGCGCGUCGGGGCUUACGCACUUGUUCAACGCGAUGAACGAGUUUACGCCGACUGAGCCGCAUCUCCCCGGGCUGAUUACCCGCAGAGGCGUCGUUGGCCAACGCAGGGUCAAGUUGAGUCUCGACAAGGUUGCGAUGCGACCGACUAUUUUGUACUACGGCUUCAUCUGCGACCUCGUGCACGUGGCUGCUGCAGCCGUACCGCUGUGCUAUAAGCUGAAUCCGGAGGGGUUAUGCCUGAUCACCGACGCAAUGGCCGCACUCGGGCUGCCGGACGGAGAGUACACGCUGGGGCAAGCUCAUGUGCAGGUGGGCGGCAUGCCGCGCGCUGCGCGCCGCAAAGGCGAGGACACGCUUGCCGGCGUCAUUGCGCCGAUCAACGAGUGCGUGCGGAACUUCGUCGCGAGCACCGGCUGCUCGCUCGCGUUCGCGCUCAAGGCCGCGAGUCUGACUCCCGCGCUCUACCUGGGCGUCGACCACUCCAAGGGAAAAAUCGAACCGGGCUUCGACGCUGACUUCUGUUUGAUUGACGAAGAUGUGAACGUUUAUGAGACUUGGAUCAACGGAAAAAAAUGCUAUAGUGCUAAUUAG
Molecule: messenger RNA, 1269 nt
Organism: Dermatophagoides pteronyssinus (European house dust mite)
Lineage: Eukaryota; Metazoa; Arthropoda; Arachnida; Sarcoptiformes; Pyroglyphidae
Product: N-acetylglucosamine-6-phosphate deacetylase-like
Source: RefSeq, a predicted model, not a curated record